AUGGCAUCACUGAUUCGCACACUGAUAAUCUACUCAGGCGUGUAUGGAAAUGUAAAGCGCAAUAUACCGCUGACGAUCGACAUAGACGCCGGGCGUCCAAAGCCUGCCAUCAAUAAACCGUUGCUUCCAACGCCACUAACACAGGAAGCGAACAAUCGAAUACUCAGGGAAAUAGGGAUUCAGGAGCCCCUAGCCAAAUGCCGUGUUGUAGAGCAACUUUCCGUACGGCGCGUGAAAUUUGGCGGCAGGAAUAACACGGGUCGCAUAACAACGCGACACCGUGGCGGGGGCCAUGCACAACGUCUGAGACUAAUCGACUUCAAAAGGCAACGUAAAGACGUACCUGCUACGGUGCUUAGAAUAGAAUAUGAUCCUACGCGUAGCGCUCAUGUUGCACUGGUACAGUAUGUGGAUGGUGUGCUUAGCUACAUUCUCUGCCCGGCUGGAGUGCGGCCAGGCCACGUUCUUGUUGCAAGCGCAGCUGCUCCCAUAGAACCUGGGAAUUGUUUACCAUUGCGCCACAUACCAGUGAAUUCAAUAGUACAUAACGUGGAAUUGCGUCCUGGAGCAGGUGGCCAGAUAGCAAGGGCAGGUGGAACCUAUGUCACACUUGUAGAAAAGGACGAUAUGUUCGCAACGUUGCGUAUGGCCUCUACCGAACUCAGGAGAUUUCCACUUGACUGCUGGGCGACGCUGGGACAGGUAUCGAAUAUAGAACACGCAAAACGUAUACUGAAAAAGGCCGGCACCAAGAGGAACCUGGGAUGGCGUCCGUCCGUCCGUGGCAUAGCUAUGAACCCUAAUUCUCAUCCACACGGAGGGGGUACCAGCAAAAGGGGGACAAAGCGACCUCGAUGCUCUAUUUGGGGGGUCUGCAGGUCGGGGUUCCAAACGCGCAGCCAGCAGAAACCACUUGGAUUUAUCGUAAAGCGUAAACUCUGCGGACGUCUCAUGAAGAAGUACGCAGGCAUUUUAGGUGGAUCUGCAGUUGCGGCGCAGUUCGGUAAUAUUGUAGUGGUUGGUGAGCGUCGGAAUCUUGGAGCUAAAUGCACAUAUGGUGAUUACAUGCUACGCCAAGAGGAGAUACACAAGUCUAAGAAGGCUGCGAGUACCAGACCUUAA
Messenger RNA from Babesia sp. Xinjiang, 1122 nucleotides. It is a transcript of the gene rplB, whose product is annotated as 50S ribosomal protein L2. Gene Ontology annotation, cellular component: large ribosomal subunit; ribosome. The coding region runs from base 1 to 1122 and encodes 373 amino acids. The transcript has 7 exons. Gene Ontology annotation, molecular function: transferase activity; RNA binding; structural constituent of ribosome. Gene Ontology annotation, biological process: cytoplasmic translation. Lineage: Eukaryota; Apicomplexa; Aconoidasida; Piroplasmida; Babesiidae. The record is from RefSeq and is a predicted model, not a curated record.